GAUUCAGUUUGGACUUUUCAAGUGAACUUACGGUAAGAAUCGGCUUGAACUUUUUCUCGAAACGAACUAAUGGAAUCGGCUUAGACUUUUUCUCAAAACGGAUUAGUGGUAAGUUUUUUAUGGGUGUGUUAUUAAUUCUUUCUUUUGGAAUGGAAUCGGCUUGGACUUUUCUCGAAACGGACUUGUGGAAUCAGCUUAGACUUUUCUUGAAACGGACUCGUG
This is a messenger RNA of Funneliformis caledonium, 222 nucleotides long. Lineage: Eukaryota; Fungi; Glomeromycota; Glomeromycetes; Glomerales; Glomeraceae. The record is from the annotation of a GenBank genome assembly.